Messenger RNA from Anopheles maculipalpis, 1224 nucleotides. RefSeq lists its product as uncharacterized. Gene Ontology annotation, biological process: central nervous system formation; innate immune response; regulation of Toll signaling pathway. Gene Ontology annotation, molecular function: Toll binding; growth factor activity. Gene Ontology annotation, cellular component: extracellular region. The record is from RefSeq and is a predicted model, not a curated record. The transcript has 5 exons. The coding region runs from base 16 to 1224 and encodes 402 amino acids. NCBI's taxonomy places the organism in Eukaryota, Metazoa, Arthropoda, Insecta, Diptera, Culicidae.
CUCAACAACUGAUAAAUGAUGAAGUACCUAGUGUUUUUGCUAUUGUUUGGAUGUCAAGUAUUCAUCAGGGGCGAUGAAUUGUUGGACUCCGAAGAACCUCCAGAGGGCUACUAUGCAUUCAUAGAAUCGCCCUCUGCCGUUCCGCCAAAGGUACGAUCGCCACCCUACACACACAUCAACAUUGAGUGUAAGGAAGCGACCAACCCAAAACCGUACGUGUCCGCAAACAAUCUGUGUGGUGAUCUGAAUAAGGGAAAAAUUCCACGUAACCCGAUGAAGCAAAAUGUGCUAGGCGAACCGUAUCCCUUUGAAUUGAUCCGCAAUCAAACGCUCAAGUUCCUAUCCAAGACAUUGCCUGUGCUCAAGGCGGACGAUACGCUGCCAAAGGUAACACAAAUCAUCCCCGAUGAACCCGUGGACCAGUUCGAUGAUAAUGGCAUUGGUCGCCGGAUGGGCAAAUCUAUGCGCAUGGAAGAGGAACGUCGCACCGAAGAGGAUGCCCGGGCACCGCGCAAGUUCUGCGAUGGUGGUGGUGUGUUCUGCGCCCUGUAUCGCGCCAUCCAGGGUGAACCGAUUAGCAGCAAACUGGUAGCGGAAAGGCGUGAAGAAGCAGCUGCCUACCCUCCACCACCCCGCUACGAAGGUCCUCCGACGCCCUGCCCGGCCAAGGUGGAGUACGCAACGCCAGUGUUUGCCAAAAACUAUCAAGGAUCGUGGCGAUAUGUCGUGCAAAUCCCGUACGAAGGUUACUUCACACAAACCGUAGAAGUGACGCGCUGUUUACAAGCCCGUUGCCAUUAUCUGGACGGUGGGUGUCUAUCCUCGCCGCGCUGGGUGAGUUUGCUGGUGGCAGAAAUCUUUUACCCGAACGCGGAAGAACAGGUAACACCACCGACGACGACCACCACUACGGCUCCAUCGAUCCAAGACUUCCAGGCCUAUCAGCAGUAUCUGCAAAAGCGUGCCGGAUUACCUACGGAUAAUGUGUAUGAAAGUAGCAUCAAUGGCAGUCCACAGCAGCAACAGCAGCAGCAACAACAGCAAGCUCCAACUGCUACCGCUUCUUCCGCCAAGGCAAAUCAACACUGCGAUGGUCAUGAUGAAAUUGGAUGCUUCCAGGUGCGACUGUACUACGAUUGGUUCCUCAUCCCCGGCUCGUGUAAAUGCUGGCGGCCGGACUACUUUGCGAAAUACGUGCGAAAACGACCAUCGCCAGAUCUGUAA